AUGAAUUUUUCGGCGAGUCUUUUGCUGGCGGUGGCAACGAUGCUGCGUUGGUCACCGGGAGACGCCAAGUCAUUGCGCCGAUCCGGAAUGAUGAUGGGGAAAGCCACGGCUAGACACCAGAACCACUGUGCGUACGUCAUUGAAAAGACGCUGUCCUUCACUUUGCAAGAUGGAGCGGCUCCCUACGUCAAAGCUGAGUACAACAAGUGUUCCUGGCAUAAAAAAUGUCCAACUCUUAUGUACCGUCUGAUCUACAAACCCAUGUAUAAGGUUGCCCAUAAGACGGUGACAGAGUUGGAGUGGCGCUGUUGUCCCGGCUACUCUGGCUACGGCUGCGCGGAGGGACCCGCCUCCUAUCCGCAUUCCAUUAAAAGCAUGCCGCCCUUUAAGAGUCCGCCCUUCGAGCCUUUCGUCAGCACUCACCCCUGGAAUGGAGUCAAAGGACCUUCCGCCAGAGAUUUUCAUCAGGCUUUCCCGAUGCCAGACUUUGGACCUCCGCGUUCCUCUGACUAUCCGGACGCCUCUUUUUUAGCCUUUCCGGAGACGGCCGAGAGCCAAGAGGAGCGCGACCGCCAUCCGGGGGCAGCGGAACGUAGACCCCCCACUGACGGAGGAGCGACUGAAGGCAUGGCUUUGGGCAGCGAGACAGAGGAGAGAAUAUAUCGAAUGGAAGAAGACAUACGACGUCUGAACCAGGGUUUGGAGACCCUGAGGGGGACAAUUGACGGUUUGGAGGGCAGCCUGCGAGCCUCACUCAGAGAGGACGCCAACAGGAUGCUGUCGGCCCUGCUCUCCGCCGCUCCUCUUUCCGCUCCCGCCUCAGGUCCCUCCGCGGUCGGUUUCGGCGAGAUUCCGGGGGGCGACCCUAGUGCCGGAGUGUCGGGGGCGGCGGUAGCGAACACCCGGGCAGAAGAGCUAAGGAGCGAUCCGCCGGCCGAGACGCUUCUGGGGAGCAUCCCGAGCCGGGAGACGGAGCAACUGCUGGACUCCAAACUUGAUGCGGCCAGGACGGACAUUUUGGACGGCUUGGAGAAGCGCGUGGAGAGCGCGGAGACUCGCUGCGAGGAAAGAGCAGAAGACGUACGCCGUCAGUGUCGGCGGGAGCACGGUGAAGAACAGGAACGGAUAGAAGACGCGCUAGAAGAACGGACGAGCGACCUGAGGUCUGAGAUGAAGAGCCUUCGGGAGCGGAUUCGACGUUUGGACGCCGCGGAAAGCUGCUGUGCCGAGGCCGGCAAACUGAGCCGGAGGAUGCACUCGGUGGAGACGUCGGUGGCAGGCCUUAAUCAGACUCAGGAACAUCUAAGAGUGGCGCUAGGAGCUCAUAGAGACCACGUGGAGGGUAUGCUCGAGGGAAGGCUGAAGUACGUGGAGAGCAAGCUUAACCUGACGGGGCAACCCGUCAAGAGGAGCAGCGUCUCCCUGGAGGCCAGAAUGGAUGGUAAGCUGAGGGAACUGGAGGAACGUCUUCUGACGGCUUUGGAGGAACUGGGGAAUGCCACCGUGCCGGCACUCCUGGAGGGACACGCCGUUCCCACGCUGGAGACUGAGCUGGAGUCCCUGCGAGGGAGACUGGAGAUGGACGUGGACAGAGUGCAAAAACAUCUGGGGGACUUAGAAAUUCUUUGUUCUUCUUCCUGUUCCUCUUCCCAAAAAGUUGUUCGGCGGGAAUCGCUUUCCAGUCCGACGGAUUCGCCUGAAAGGCACACAGAGCGCUUGAACGGCCUCGACGUCACGCCGCGGGAGUCGCCGAGUCAAUUGAUGGACAAAAAGGGCCGAGACAAGGAACGGGAACAACUGGCGACCCUCGAGCGGGACGUCGGCCUGGUCAACCACACCCUGCAAGAACUGGAGGAGUCCCUAGGGUCACUGGUCCAGCAGUUGGGACUGGUCAACGGCUCGUGGCACGAGAGGGAGUCGCGUCUGGCCCGGCAGAUGAAGGGCCUGGUCCAGCUGGCGGGACAUCAAGCUGCCAUGCUGGGCGCCGGCGAGCGCAAACUCACCCGCCUCAAGGGGGAGCUCCAGGAAGCCAAGAGACGACUCUCCGAUGAAGUCCGAAGCUGCCAGAGUGCCGCCGCGGGGACGCAGAAGGAGGUUGCGGAGGUCAGCGGGCGCGUUGCUCACGUGGAGGAUCGCUGUGAGGCGCUGGCUUAUUUAGCCCAAGAUCUUGAAAAAGUCAAGGAGGAAGCGGAGCGCCAAUCCCACGGGUUUCUCCAGCGAUUCAACGGGACCCUCUCCGAGCAUUCCCGACAGUUGUCCCGGCUAAAAGACCAAAUCGGAAACUGUGCCACCAAAGACCAGUCGGUGCAACCGAGUUUAGUGCCGGAGUCGCAGCGAGGGGAUACUUUUGUCCCAGAGUAG
Messenger RNA from Nerophis lumbriciformis (worm pipefish), 2361 nucleotides. The record is from RefSeq and is a predicted model, not a curated record. NCBI's taxonomy places the organism in Eukaryota, Metazoa, Chordata, Actinopteri, Syngnathiformes, Syngnathidae.